Molecule: messenger RNA, 1627 nt
Organism: Sphaeramia orbicularis (orbiculate cardinalfish)
Lineage: Eukaryota; Metazoa; Chordata; Actinopteri; Kurtiformes; Apogonidae
Gene: snf8
Product: SNF8 subunit of ESCRT-II
Exons: 8
Coding region: 322-1098 (258 amino acids)
Biological process (GO): protein transport to vacuole involved in ubiquitin-dependent protein catabolic process via the multivesicular body sorting pathway
Cellular component (GO): ESCRT II complex
Source: RefSeq, a predicted model, not a curated record
ACAAACCAGGAAGUAUGUUCCCUGUGAUCAAAAUGGAUUCAGAGUUUUAGUGAAGUAAAUCGUUGAGAUAUUAGCCCGACUUUCUUGAAAAUUGGUCAUAUUGGACUUGAAUUAAAAUUCCCAUAGUUACGGAAUACUCUCGGAUUGUUACAUUUGUCGAUAUUUACGUUAAAGUCGAGCAAACAGAUGAAGUGCAGCGACAUAAACAAGAGAUAUCUCUGCAGUUAGCACGGGCAGUCAGUAAACACUCCCUGACAGUGUUAUUAUUUUGGUAUUAAAGUACUAGUAGGGUAGGUUGUGUUUCAUAUACUUUACAGCAAAAUGCAUCGUAGGGGCGUUGGUGCUGGAGCCAUUGCCAAAAAGAAGCUCGCAGAGGCUAAAUAUAAAGAAAGAGGAACUGUUCUCGCAGAGGACCAGAUUGUCCAAAUGUCGAAACAGCUGGAGACAUUCAAGUCCCACCUGGAAGAGUUUGCUAGCAAACACAAACAAGAAAUCCGCAAGAAUUCCCAGUUCAGGGUGCAGUUUCAGGAAAUGUGUGCUACCAUUGGAGUCGACCCUCUGGCAUCUGGAAAAGGUUUUUGGUCAGAGAUGCUUGGAGUAGGUGACUUCUAUUAUGAGCUUGGUGUACAGAUCAUUGAAGUGUGCCUCGCCCUGAAACACAGAAAUGGAGGCCUUAUUACACUGGAUGAACUUCAUCAGCGAGUACUGAAAGGACGGGGCAAAUAUGCUCAAGAUGUGAGCCAGGACGACUUGGUGAGAGCCAUAAAGAAACUGAAAGUAAUGGGAAAUGGAUUUGGGAUGAUUCCUGUUGGUGGUUCUUAUUUAGUGCAGUCAGUCCCAGCAGAGCUCAACAUGGAUCACACCGUAGUUCUGCAGUUGGCAGAGAAGAAGGGCUACGUUACAGUGAGUGAGAUCAAGGACAGUCUAAAAUGGGAGAAAGAACGGGCUUCACAUGUUCUGGAUCACUUACUAAAGGAAGGACUGGCCUGGUUAGACUCUCAAGCAGCCGGAGAACCACAGUACUGGCUGCCUGCUCUCUUCUCAGAGCUGACUUCCCGUGAUAUCACCCCAGAGGAGGCCAAUCAGAUGACACCUUAAGGAACGUGGGUGGGCCCGGACUGUGGACAGCUCAGAGACUUGUUUGUAAACAAAAUGGGUCUGGUGGGAUAGCUCACAUGAUGGAGUUGGCUGAUGGAAUGAAGUCACUCAGAGAUCAUAUUCUGGACUCGAGGAGGGAAACUUGACUCAUCUGCUUCUCCUCAGUAACAUCUAUGCAACUGGUGCACUUACACUAUUACAGAGUCGUAACUGAAAGCAACAUAUAGUGUUUCCUGCUUUCCCUUACACUGCAGUCACAUCAUCCUGGUGAUCAUGGUUUAUGGGUGGUCCAUAAUUUUAAAUGUGCAGGACGUGAAAAUGUUUUCUGCAUGUACAAAAACUUUCACCUUUGUACCAGUUAAAAUGCAUUUUUAUUUUGUCAGCAGUGUCCAUUAACAUACAUUUACAUUUGAUUAUUUGAGUCAUUCACUUGUUACAUGAUUCAACCUCAAAUCAACAAAGCAUCCUGCCAGGUACACUGUAUUUUAAAAUGAAAUAAAAGUUGAUAAAGGGUUCAUAAGAACAUGAA